UAUCUCCAUCUUCAACUGCAAUCAUCAUGGUGUCACGGGUUGGAUCUUCAAACUAUGACGUGUUUAUUAACUUCAGAGGCAAAGACACUCGCAAUUCUUUCGUUGGCCAUCUUUACAGUGCUCUAAAAGGUCGUGGAAUCCAUGCUUUCAUCGACAGCAAAGAUAUGUGGAAAGGAGAAGAUAUUGGGGAGCUUCUCCAAAUAAUAAAAAUCUCCAAGCUUUCGAUUGCUGUCUUCAGUGAGACUUACGUAGAAAGCGAUUGGUGCCUCCGUGAGCUCGCUCAGAUGUUGGAAUGUCAUAGAACUAACGGUCAGAUCAUUUUUCCCAUUUUCUUCAAAGUUAAGACAGCUGAAGUUAAGAAUCAGAAUGGAUGUUUUGAGAUUUUACCUCAUAUACAUGGCAAAGAAGCGCCUGAAACUCUACAGAGAUGGAAGGAUGCUUUGCAAGCUGUAGGAGAUAAGAAUGGAUGGGUUUUUAACAAUGGGGAUCAAUCAGAGUUAGUUAAGUCAAUUGUUCAAAGUGUUUGGCUCCGAUUGAAUGUGGUCCCCUUGGUUGAUGCUAAAUACCAGGUUGGAUUAGAAUCCCGCGUAGAAUCUGUAUUAUCCCUACUAUCAAAUGCUAGUUCUACGGAUGUUCAGUUUCUUGGGAUAUGUGGUUUGAGUGGCAUUGGGAAGACAACUAUAGCGGUAGCCAUAUACAACCACAUCUUUAGAAACUUUAGUAAAAGUUGUUUUCUCGAAAACGUUCGAGAGGAAGCAGCAAAAUCCAAUGGUAUAGUUUAUUUGCAAAAGAUACUUCUUGAAAAGAUCUUUGGGGUGGAAAUAAAAAUAAGCAAUUCUAGAGAAGGAUCAAGUUCGAUAAAAGAAAGACUUGGAAAAACAGAUACUCUUCUCAUUCUUGAUGAUGUGGAUAAUCAUACCCAAUUAGAAGCAUUGGCCGGUGAUCUCAGUUGGUUUGGUCCUGGAAGUUGGAUAAUCAUAACAUCUAGAGACCAAAGCAUUUUACGUGAAAUUCCCCAAAAUAAUAGAAAAAUAUACAAGCCUGAAGAAUUGAAUGAGAAAGAGAGUCUUCAACUCUUCAGUUCGUAUGCUUUUUCAGUGGACCAGCCUCCUGAUGAUUUUAUGCAGCUUUCAAUUGAUAUAGUUCAUACCACAGGAGGAUUGCCCUUAGCCUUGGAGAUUUUGGGUUCUGAUUUAUCUCUUAACAAAGAAGACAAAGACGUAUGGAAAAGCAUGCAUCGGAUUUUGAAACAAAUUCCGCACAAUGAUGUCUAUAGAAAGUUAAGGAUAAGCUAUGACAAUCUAGGAGAUGAUAUUGAGAAAGCUAUGUUUCUCGAUGCUGCAUGCUUUUUCAUAGGAUGGAAGAUAGAAACUGUAAUUUCCAUAUGGGAAGCUUGUGAGUUUGAACCAAGAUACCAUAUAGAAGUUCUCAAUAGAAAAUUUCUCUUGCAAAUUAAUGAGGCAAAAAAGUUGGGGAUGCACGACCAGAUUCAAAACAUGGGAAGGGGAAUUGUCUACAGUCAAAGCCAUAUGGAACGUGAUAAAUAUAGCAGGUUAUGGUCUCGUAAUGACAUCAUGAAAGUAUUAAAGGGUGGCAAGGGGAAUGAAAUGGUUGAAGGUCUCUUCCUUAGAUUCAGUUCAAACGACAACACUUGUUUAUAUACUGAAUGCUUUGAAAAAAUGCCCAAACUAAGAUUACUACAAGUUGAUGGAGUAACCUUGAAGGGGAGUUUUCAGCGUCUUCCUUCUAGAUUAAGAUGGCUAAGUUGGCAGAAUUAUCCAUUGAAAGAACUACCUGUCCAUUUUUAUCAUGAAGAAUUAGUUAUUCUCGACUUGAGUUAUGGCUUGUUUAGACGAGCUUGGAAUAAUUGGCUUGAAAAUAAGUUAUUUCAACAGUUGAAAGUUCUUAGACUCAGUUGUUGUCGGUCUCUGUCCAUGUCUCCCAACUUCUCAGGAUUUCCUCGCUUGGAGCAAUUGUAUCUUAAUAAAUGUGAUUCUUUGGUUAAUUUACAUGAAUCCAUUGGACAGCUCCAGGAACUCAUUUACUUGGACUUGGAAAGUUGUUGUUCUCUCAAGACACUCCCAAACAGUAUAUGCAAGUUGAGUUCUCUCCAAAUAAUAAUUCUCAAUCAUUGCACUUCUCUGGAGAAGUUACCUGAAUCCAUUGGUGACCUAAACGAAUCCUUGGUUGAUCUUUACUUGAACAAAACAAAUAUUAAAGUACUGCCUGAUAGUGUUGGACUGUUAAAAAAGUUAGAGGUAUUGGAUCUAUCACAUAGGCAUGCGCUUGUAAAUUUGCCAAGAUCAAUGGAGAAUAUGACUUCUCUACGUCACAUUGAACUUAGCGUGCGUAACAAGCUUCGAUGCAUACCAAAGCUACCCUCUUCCUUGGUUCAACUUCGUUUUCAUUACCAAGCGUAUGAUUUCAAACCAGACUUGGAAAACGUGAAAAGAUUGUUAGAGUGCUCCGAAGAUUUGGCAAAAGUUUGUUUUCUCAGACACAAGUCACACAACAUUCAUCUGUCACAGCCACCACGGAGAGGCACGAUAAAGACAGGAUUAUUUAGAAGAUUCUGA
Messenger RNA from Telopea speciosissima, 2576 nucleotides. Its product is annotated as disease resistance protein RUN1-like. The record is from RefSeq and is a predicted model, not a curated record. The transcript has 4 exons. Gene Ontology annotation, molecular function: ADP binding; ATP hydrolysis activity. Gene Ontology annotation, biological process: defense response; signal transduction. The coding region runs from base 27 to 2576 and encodes 849 amino acids. NCBI's taxonomy places the organism in Eukaryota, Viridiplantae, Streptophyta, Magnoliopsida, Proteales, Proteaceae.